Messenger RNA from Mucor velutinosus, 588 nucleotides. Its product is annotated as mannose-1-phosphate guanyltransferase. The coding region runs from base 1 to 588 and encodes 195 amino acids. The record is from RefSeq and is a predicted model, not a curated record. NCBI's taxonomy places the organism in Eukaryota, Fungi, Mucoromycota, Mucoromycetes, Mucorales, Mucoraceae. The transcript has a single exon.
AUGAAGAGAUGUUUGGAAGACCCAACAAAUCAAAGCAGCAAACGUUUCUACGAUGCUUUCUUGAACAAGAGUGAAGCGAACUGGGACGAGGUCUAUGAAGGCUACACUGCCGCUGCAGAUUGGACCGCUGCUCAUUUUUACAAGGAUCUUUUGUUCAGAUAUCCCAACGCAAAAGUUGUUUUAACUGAGCGUCCUUUUGAGGACUGGUACAAAUCAAUGAAGAACACCAUCUACCCUGCUAUUCGUAACGGAAAGAAGCUGCAGCCAGGCCAUCCCCACUAUGAAUUCAGAGAACUCAAUCGACAGAUAAUUUUGGAUGGGUACAUUGAAGACGAUGAAAAGUUUUUGGACGAGGAGUUCAUGCGCAACUAUUAUGACAAUCACAUCAAACAAGUCAAGGAAGUAGUUCCUGCAACUCAAUUGUAUUCCUUCAAGCUGGGCGAGGGAUGGGAGGGACUUUGCAAAUUCCUUGGUAAAAGUGUGCCUGAAGAGCCUUAUCCCAACGUCAACUCCACAGCUCACUUCCAACAGAGAUUCAUAAAGAAGUCUAAUGAAACCCCUUCUGAGCAGAAUGUUGGAGAUGCUUAA